Messenger RNA from Blepharisma stoltei, 387 nucleotides. NCBI's taxonomy places the organism in Eukaryota, Ciliophora, Heterotrichea, Heterotrichida, Blepharismidae. The record is from the annotation of a GenBank genome assembly.
AUGAAGCCUGUGCACAAUGCUCAUGAAUCUUUUGAUAUAAUUGGAGAUGAACUGAGACAAGGAGUAAACAAUUCAAGUGAUCUAACGCCGAUUGAAAUUGCAGAUAUACAAUUAGAGACUGGAAUCAGCCAAGAAUCAACAGCAAUCCCGAAAAAAACUCUGGUUGCGUCGAUUCUGCUUUUUAUAAUUGGAAGCAUCUUGAUUGUGGUAGGGUGCGUUGAAGAAUAUGUGCUCUAUGAUAAAAGUCAAGGCUUGGCUAUGCUUGUGGUUGGGUCAAUCACUUUUAUCCCAGGAAUGUAUUAUUCUUAUCUGUUUUACAAAGUAUAUAAAGCAAAAACAUUGGUAGAAAGGAUGAGAAUCCUUAGAGAAAUUCCAGAUAUGAGUUAA